CUUCCGCCUCACAGAGGGCCCCGCCCCGGUGACGUCACUUCCGUAAACAAAGGGCGCUGUGGAGGCGCCGGUCCCAGGCUGCUGACCCGGCUUGGCGAUCCCGGGCUCUUGCUGCAGCUGUAGCUGAGGCUUUGGACGCUCUCGGACCCUUUCCCCGUGAAGGAAGGGGGAUCGCAGCCUCUUCCUCCGGUCAUACAGAGCUGGUGUUGAUGCGUCGAAGAACUUAAAACAAUGGAAGAGCGGAAAGUGAAGAGGAAGAGCCCCAAGUCUUUCAGUGCCCACUCUACUCAGGUUGUUAAUGCCAAAAAAAAUGCCAUCCCAGCGAGUAAAAGCACAGGCUUUUCAAAUCCCACGGCACAGUCAACUUCCCAGCGGCCAAAGUUAAAGAGAGUGAUGAAAGAGAAGAACAGACCUCAAGCAGGAGAAGGGAAGGGGGCUCAGUCCACCCCCAUCCAGCACUCCUUCCUCACGGACGUCUCCGAUGUCCAGGAGAUGGAGCGCGGCCUCCUCAGUCUGCUGAACGAUUUCCACUCUGGAAAGCUGCAGGCGUUCGGAAAUGAAUGUUCCAUAGAACAGAUGGAGCAUGUCCGGGGGAUGCAGGAGAAAUUAGCUCGCCUGAACUUGGAGCUGUAUGGGGAGUUAGAGGAGCUGCCCGAAGAUAAGCGGAAAGCGGCCAGCGAUGCCAACCUGGACAGACUUCUGUCUGACGGGGCUGAGAAGCUGACUCAGCGACUAAAAGUACUUGCUGCUCUUGCAGAGGACCCAGAAUCUGUUGCCAGCACCCACAUGGCGGCCCUCGACCGUCUGUAGCUCCAGUUCCGGAGAUCUGAAGCCCUCUUCUGGCCUCUGAGGGCACACCUCUGUGGUGCACAUGCUUACAUGCGGGCAAAACACUCAUACCCAUAAAAUAAAAAUAAAUAAAUCUUUCCAGCCUUCUUUAGGGAGCUAGGGAGAGGGCUCAGUCAGUCAAGUUCUUGCUGCUCCAGCGUGAGGGCCUGAGUUCAGAUCCUCAGUACCUGGAGAGGUGGGGAUGUGAAGAUCUCUGGGCUUACUGGCCACCCAUUCUUGCUGGAUUUGUGAGCUCCAGGUUUGGUGAGAGAUCCUGUCUCAGAAAACUAAGGUGGAGAACAAUUGAGGAAGACACGAAACGUUGACCUCUGGCUUGCACAUGUGCAGAUGCACACACUUGCACAUGUGCACACACAAAACCUUUGUAGAACAAAGGGAAAUAAAUAAAAACUGACUUCAGCGUAUUUUAGCUUCAUAUUCAUAGCUUGUCAUUGUUCACCAGUGACAAGAGUUUUUCUGCUGCUUUUCUUCACUCUUUUUUUUUUUUUAUUUAAAUAAGUAUGAGACAGCUGUUGAGACAGGGUUUCCCGAUAUAGUUCAGGCUUUCUUGGAACUCAUUCUGUAGACCAGGCUGGCCUCAAACUCAGCCAACCUCCUCUGCCUCCUGAGUGCUGGGAUUAAAGGCCUGCGCCACCUCCUCCUGGUGUCUACCCAGGCUCUUCAAGCUUUAAGCCUAGAAGAUUAGCAGUGCAUGCUUGUAAUCCAAGCACUUGGGAACUGGAUGCAGGAGGAACAGGAGUUCAAGGUUAGCCUCAUGUACAUGAGACCUCUCACAGAAACAAACAAAAAUCCCUUCAAGCCUGUUCUUUUAAACGUCAAGUCUGCCAUAUAACAUUCAGUGUCACAAGUUCAUGCUUUGUGCUUUAUUUCUAUUAAAUAAAAGCUUAAUUUCUGCACUUUUGGUGCAUUUAGGAAAAUGCUGUAUCUGGGCAAAAAAGACACUGAAUUUGAAGCCAGGAGGCAUAGUGCAAGGCUCACAUCAGUGAUGGUGAACCUAGUUACCAAGUCUAGUUAACCUACCUACUUACCUUCUUUUCUUUUUGAAACUGUUUUGAGUUACUGGAGAUUAAGCUGAGGGCCUCAUGAAUGCAGCAAGACAAGCACUCUACCACUAAGCUACAGACUCAGAAGACUCAGACAGCAUUUCUGUACUUUAUAUUUCUCCAUCUAAAGUUAAAGAUAGUGUGGUCUGAAUGUCUGUAUCCUUCUAGAACUCAUACUUUCAAGUUCUCCCCCUGAAGGUGGUGCACCAAGAGACAGGUCUUUGGAAGGUAAUUAGGUCAAGAGUGAGUUUAGUAUCCUGGGAAAAGAGGCUGGAAAGAGACACCCCACUGCUUCCGUUUUGUGAGGACAUAGUACAAGGUGCUGUUCUGUUAGCCAGACAUGGGCUCUGUUGGCUUCUUAAUCGUGGAUGGCUGGUCUCGAGAGCCAUUAGAAGUGGGUUUUUCUACAAACCACUAAUUUAAUGAUAUUUUGUUAGAGACUCUUUCAGAAAGGAA
This is a messenger RNA of Peromyscus maniculatus bairdii (prairie deer mouse), 2348 nucleotides long. It is a transcript of the gene Ccdc28a, whose product is annotated as coiled-coil domain containing 28A. NCBI's taxonomy places the organism in Eukaryota, Metazoa, Chordata, Mammalia, Rodentia, Cricetidae. The record is from RefSeq and is a predicted model, not a curated record.